AUGUCCAGGUCUUUCUAUGUCGACUCCCUCAUCAUCAAGGACUCGGUUCGACCCGGACCGGUGGAGCACCCGGGCCAGGACUUCCUCAUCCCCAUCAGCAUGCACUCCCCGGGCAUGAUGACGGUCGGCGGUCCGGUGUGUCCCUCCAGGAAGACGGGGACCUUCUGUGUGUGUCCUCUGUGCGUCACGUCCCACCUGCACUCGUCCCGAGGAGGGAUGCCCAUGAUGAAGGGCCAGUUCCCCGGAGCAGAGCAGUACUGUCACCGGAUAGGACACCACCAGUCUGCUGCUCUCACACCUGUCUGCACACCCAGCUUCAGCGUCACAGACCCGAGGAGGUACCACUGCCUCUCCAUCGGCUCCUCCGACAGCAGCCACAUACAGAAUGGGAAGAGGAUGCGCACUGCGUUCACCAGCACGCAACUCCUGGAACUGGAAAGGGAGUUCUCCACGAACAUGUACCUCUCCAGACUCAGGAGAAUCGAGAUCGCCACAUACUUGAGCCUGUCGGAGAAGCAGGUGAAGAUCUGGUUCCAGAACCGCAGGGUGAAGCACAAGAAGGAGGGGAAGGCCACCCAGAGGAGCGCUCACAGCAGUGGAUGCAAGUGCACCAGCGGCCACACGGACUACUCGAGGUCGGAGGAUGAGGAGUCUCUGUCUCCGGCCUCUGCGUCGGAGGAGAAGGAGGUGUCGCCCAUCUGA
Molecule: messenger RNA, 702 nt
Organism: Anoplopoma fimbria (sablefish)
Lineage: Eukaryota; Metazoa; Chordata; Actinopteri; Perciformes; Anoplopomatidae
Gene: gsx2
Product: GS homeobox 2
Exons: 2
Coding region: 1-702 (233 amino acids)
Biological process (GO): regulation of DNA-templated transcription
Cellular component (GO): nucleus
Molecular function (GO): sequence-specific double-stranded DNA binding; DNA-binding transcription factor activity, RNA polymerase II-specific
Source: RefSeq, a predicted model, not a curated record